This is a messenger RNA of Thlaspi arvense, 3359 nucleotides long. NCBI's taxonomy places the organism in Eukaryota, Viridiplantae, Streptophyta, Magnoliopsida, Brassicales, Brassicaceae. The record is from the annotation of a GenBank genome assembly.
CUCCGCCAAAAUCCAUACAUUUCAUCUCUCUCGCCUUCUUAUUCGUCGCCGGAAGGAAAUGACUUCGCCGGGAAUUGUUGUCUGGAGGAACUUUCGACGCUAUUAAUCGGAAGAAUCGAGAGUCACGGAGGAGCAACCAAAAAAAGAAAAGUCGCCUUUUUUGCUGGGUUGGUUUGAUAACAUUUUUUUUAAUCUGUGUGGAUGAUGAGUUUACAAAAAGGCGCGAGAGAUGAGAAUCGUUUCACGGUGAAAAAGAGACCAACGGGGUUUUCUGAAUCGGUCAUAUAAAGCUUCUGAUUUGCAUUUUCAUGCCCUCUGGUUAUAAACAUUGAAAAAUUUGUAUCCGUCGUACGGUACGGACGCUUGCUUAGCUUGAUUGUAUAGAUAUUGGAAUGGGGAAGGUGUUGGUGAUGUUAACUGCAGCCACGGCGGUGCUGGCUUGUUCGGUGGCGACGGUGAUGGUGAGAAGUAGGAUGAAACGUCGGAGGAAGUGGAGGAGAGUGGUGGGGAUACUUCAGGAUUUGGAGGAAUCGUGUGAGACGCCGUUGGGAAGGCUGAGGCAGAUGGUGGAUGCCGUAGCUGUGGAGAUGCAAGCUGGUUUGGUCUCUGAAGGAGGCUCCAAGCUUAAAAUGCUGCUUACUUUCGUCGAUGAUCUUCCCAAUGGGAGCGAGAGAGGAACUUACUAUGCACUUCAUCUUGGAGGCUCUUACUUUAGGAUAAUAAGGGUUUAUUUGGGUGGUCAAAGAUCGUCUCUUCAAGUUCAAGAUGUUGAACGACAUUGCAUACCCACAUCUUUGUUGAAUAGCACCAGCGAGGUUCUCUUCGACUUUCUCGCAUCGUCCUUGCAGAGGUUUAUUGAGAAAGAAGGACACGAGUCCAUUUCGUCACAAGAUGUAAAAAGGGAACUUGCGUUUACUUUUUCUUUCCCUGUCAAGCAGACGUCUCUCUCUUCAGGGGUCCUUAUCAAAUGGACCAAAGGAUUUGCAAUCAGUGAAAUGGCUGGGGAAGACAUUGCUGAAUGCCUUCAAGGAGCGUUGAACAGGAGAGGGCUAGAUAUACACGUUGCAGCUCUUGUGAAUGAUACAGUUGGGGCACUAUCCUUUGGACAUUAUCAUGAUCCAGACACGAUUGCGGCUGUUGUCUUUGGAACAGGUAGUAAUGCCUGUUACCUUGAACGAACUGAUGCCAUAAUCAAGUGUCAGAAUCCGCGCACAACUUCUGGAAGCAUGGUGGUCAACAUGGAGUGGGGAAACUUUUGGUCAUCUCGUCUGCCAAGAACUUCAUAUGACAUUGAGUUGGAUGCAGAUAGUUUGAAUUCAAAUGACAUGGGAUUUGAGAAGAUGAUAGGAGGGAUGUAUCUGGGCGACAUUGUCCGCAGAGUAGUUCUUCGUAUGUCAAAAGAGUCUGACAUCUUUGGACCCAUCUCAUCCAUUUUAUCGACGCCUUUCGUUCUAAGAACAGAUUCUGUCUCAGCAAUGCACGAGGAUGACACACCCGAGUUACAAGAAGUUGCAAGAGUCUUGAAACAUUUAGGGGUAAGAAAGGUACCAUUGAAGGUGAGGAAACUUGUAGUGAAGAUAUGCGACGUAGUGACACGCAGGGCGGCUAGGCUGGCCGCAGCAGGAAUCGCAGGAAUCCUAAAGAAGGUUGGGAGAGAUGGGAGCGGAGGAGGAGGAAGGAAAAGCGAUAAGCAGGUGAUGAGAAGAACGGUGGUGGCAGUAGAAGGAGGUCUCUAUUCGAAUUACAGGAUGUUUAGAGAAUACAUGGACGAAGCUUUGAUAGAUAUACUGGGAGACGACGUGGCUCAACACGUAGUGAUUAAGGCCAUGGAAGAUGGCUCCAGCAUCGGCUCUGCGUUGUUGGUGGCUUCGUCCCAUAGUGUUCGAACCAUAGCAUCCGUAUGAGUGUAGUAGUUGUGCAGAUAUACAAUGUAUAGUCGAUUGUUUUAGACGUUCAGUAAAUAAAAUAUUGUAGGAUGUUUUUUCAUCUCUUUAUAAAUAUCGUUUCUCCUCUUUCUUAAACCCUUAAAACCCAUCGUAAAGCGGCAGCCUAGGGUUGGCGACUUUUCUCGAAUUCCCCAUGGACAACAACUCUAGCAAAGCGAAGAAACUGGAUUGGUUCGAGAGUGAUGCUGCUAUGAAAGCCUUCAUGGCAAAAGGCAGACUGCCCCGGGUUAGGGUUUCCGUUGAGGGAUACGACACUUUGGUUCCUCAGGAAGAUAUCAAGAAGGCGUUGACUAAUCACUUCAUUUCAUGCGGCGAAGUCGUUAGUGUAACAUUCUCUCAAGGCCGUGUCGGGCGUGCUUUUGUUGCUCUUCGCGGAGAUGGCGUAGAAGGGAAGGCGUUGCAACUUGAUGGAAGUGACGUGGGAGGAUGGAAUGCCCUUGUGAAGGUUACACCGACAGAAGACGAGGUGACUCUACGUUAUGAAGCCCGUCUUGAUAGAGAGACUUACAAGGACAAAAGAUUUAGGUUUGGCAUUACCGUUUGGGGAUACGACACUUCGCUUCCCGUGGAUGAUGUCAAGAGCACUUUGAUGAAACAUUUCUCUUCUUGCGGUGACAUCACACAUGUUUUUAUGAAUAUCCUCGACAGAGAGGCUAAUAUUUAUUUUUCCGGACGAGACGGAGAAGAAAAGGCGCUGAAACUUGAUGGAAGUGAAGUGGGAGGAUGGAAAUUAGCUGUUACUGGCGUAGCUACAGUGAGAAGUAACCCGCGCUUCUCGAAGAAAAGUCGUCUUGGCUAUUGUAUCCCAGCUCAUUGUAUUGAGAUGGCUGACGAGAACCAUGCCAAGGUCAUGGCUCUUAAGAAGGAGCGAGGGUUGGUGUAGAAGUCUUUCUCGACGAGACGAAGCUCUUUGGUGUUUUUAUAAAUCGUGUGGUAUAUUAUGCAGCCUUUUGUCCUUUAAUUACCUAAAUCGUGUCAUAUAAUAGUAAACACAAAGGCAGGUCCAGCUCAAACAAAUGUUGGACCCUACACCAAAUUUCUUUUAAAAACUUGAAAAUUUAGCUGUAAAUCUGAAAAUUUGGACCCUUACUUGCACAAUUCUAUAAAUUUGAGGACCCUUAAAUGUAUAGAAAUUUGUAAAAAGUGAGUGGAUCAUGUACUUUUGUAUUGUUGGUACACCCAUAGAACCGGGCCUGUAUCUAUGUUCUUCCAAACCAUAUACUAUAUAGAUGGCUCCAGCAUCGGCUCUGCUUUGUUGGUGGCUUCAUCCCACAGUGUUCGAACCAUAGCAUCCGUAUGAGUGUAUUUUUUUUUUUUUUGGGUAAAAUAGUAUGAGUGUAGUUGUGCAGAUGUACAAUGUAUAGUCGAUUGUUUUUGUAAAUAUUGUAGGAUGUUUAUCACUUUGUUUCCUCC